CAGGGGGCGGGAGGGGGAGAGGUUGUGGUGCUGAGUCACCAUUGAAUGGAACUGAGAAUAGGAAAAACUAAGGAAGAAACCGUCUAUUCAAUCUGGGCAAAAGUCUUACUGUUACAGAAACUCUCUUCACAGGUCCUGGCAACAUCCUCACCGUCGCCGACGAUCUUCUGAAAAACAAUGGCCAAAAAUUCCUUGAGAUGAUGGAACAGCUGGCUGAACGAAGGAUGCAGCGUGAGGAGGAAGCCGUAGGUGACCUCGACUCGGAAGAUGAGGAAGACAAGGAUAAGGAGGAUGGCAGUGAGGAUGAGGAGGUUCUAGAAUCGGAGGAUGAUGAUGAGGAUCUGGAUAGAAGAAGGCAACGGAGGAUGAAGGUAGCGAUGAUGAAGAUGAUGAGAAGGAUGAGGAAGAUGGACAACGAAGAAGGGGAGGUUAUGACGGAAGAGCAGAAAAUGGAGGAAGGCAAACAAAUGUUCAGUAUCUUCGCCCCAUGUAUGUUCGAGCAGAGGGUUUUCACACCCUAUCGUGAAAAGGUCGCCCAAGAUGCGGGAGCUCGAGGACGAAGACAAGAUCGCUCAAGAAACGUGAGGUUAAGAAGCAGAAUGUGAACCAGGAGACAAAAGAUAAGAAAAAGCAACAGGAGCUCGCAAAAGAAUCUGAAAAGGCUCGUCGGGACGCCGAGAAACCCGCCUCCACCAACGCCGCCAAAGCCCAACAAACUGCUCCCGAGGAGGAACAGCGUAAGAAGCGCGAAGAACGUGUGGAGCGUGAAGCCCUUCGCAAAGCUCAGGAAUUCGAAAAGGCAAA
Messenger RNA from Lentinula edodes (shiitake mushroom), 804 nucleotides. RefSeq lists its product as uncharacterized. The transcript has 5 exons. NCBI's taxonomy places the organism in Eukaryota, Fungi, Basidiomycota, Agaricomycetes, Agaricales, Omphalotaceae. The coding region runs from base 198 to 605 and encodes 135 amino acids. The record is from RefSeq and is a predicted model, not a curated record.